AUGGCAGAUGUAGAUGAGAAUUCAAAAAAAGAUAUUGAAUCCAAUCCACUCAUCAUACCAGAUUCGUGCGAAGGUUAUCCAUUAAAUUAUUUCAAUUUACCAUUACAUUAUCGUGAUGAUUUAAAAUCAGUCUUAAUUCCUUAUGGAUUUGUUCAAGAUCGUAUUGAAGCAUUAGCCAAUCGAAUUUUUGAUGAUUUACAUAUUGGUAUACCUGAACAACUUGAGGCUGGCUUUCAAGUAGGAGCAGAUACACCAUAUCGAUAUGUUGUUAUUCAUAUACAGUAUUUUCAAUCUGUCAUAAACGAUAUAGGCGGUGAACUAAUAAGCAUGACUCGUACAAGACCGAAAUAUAAAAUAGGAACUUAUCCGAUAGCGAUAAAAAUGCUUGAAUUUCAAAAGAAUCAUGCUGAUUUUUCUUGUCGAUAUCGUUCAUCAUCCAUGCAAAUAUUUUCUACUCAACUAUAUUCAACAUCUGAAGGUCUCAGUAUUUCAUUAUAUCGUGUACGAAAGCAUGAAUUACAAACAAUAAUUAAAGGAAAUCUUCAUUGGCCUCAAACUUUUUAUCAGUUACAAAAUUUAAUUGAUAUUAAAGCUAAUGAUUAUUUAAUUGGUACUUGUAUAUAUGAGAAUAAACCUUCAAAAUAUCUUCGAUCUGUUUCUUCUGAUGUAAUUUGUCAAAUAACAAUAAUGUUUUGGAUAGAACAAAACGAUGAAAUACCAAUAGAAGAGUGUUGGAAUAAUGAUUUUUCUCAAGUUCUUAAUCGUUAUCUUCCAGAUACUGCAAAUAUUCCACCACAAACAUUAUUUGAUAUUAAUCCAACAUAUCCAAAAUUAACACCAAAUGAAUGGGUAAUAAUGAACGAAAAUGUAUCAAUAACAAUAUCGAAAUCAACAAAUAAUAAUACAAGUAUAUUAUUUUUAACGUAUUCAGCAGAAAGUCUUCAUCAAGUAGUUAUUCGUCUUAUACGUCUUAAUUAUAAUUUAUUAUUCAUAGCUUUAACAUUAAUAUUAAUAGUGUUAAUCGGACUUAUAAUAUUCAUUAUUAUUAUUAAUAGAAUUCCAUCAUGGAAAAAUAAAAAAUAUUUUUUAAGAAAUAAGACUCGAUCUAAACCUAUUGCAGUUGGUGGUGAAACAAGUUCAUUAAGUGAAUGGCUUACUAAGCGACGAUUUCAACAAUAUGAUGAAGAUAAUUCUGAUCGUGUUGAAAGUGAACCAUUAACAGAUAAACGUCGAUGGACUUCAUUAAGUGAAGAAAGUGAUUUGUCGGAUAAUGAAAUUUUUAAUACAACUGAUUUUCAAGAAGUUAUACUUAACAGUUGA
Rotaria sp. Silwood2 is the source of this 1320-nucleotide messenger RNA. Lineage: Eukaryota; Metazoa; Rotifera; Eurotatoria; Philodinida; Philodinidae. The record is from the annotation of a GenBank genome assembly.